Messenger RNA from Misgurnus anguillicaudatus (oriental weatherfish), 4037 nucleotides. RefSeq names its product serine/arginine repetitive matrix 3 (gene srrm3). Gene Ontology annotation, molecular function: mRNA binding. The record is from RefSeq and is a predicted model, not a curated record. Lineage: Eukaryota; Metazoa; Chordata; Actinopteri; Cypriniformes; Cobitidae.
ACUGACGCGCAUGCGCUUCGGGUGCAGGUCUGUCUCUGUCCAGCAGUUCAGCGUUCAGCACCGCAGGCGGAGGAACAGCUCCCGAUCCCGAACACACGAAACACAACCGCAGCAGAACCGCCUGAUCACCUCAUCCACAUCCACACGAACAACCGACAGGCCGUGGCCAUGUACGAUGGGGCGAGGGUUCCCUCUCCUGAUGAAGGUGCUAACGGGGUCACCCUGCAGCCCGAGACCCCUGCAGAAGAGCCUGAAGAAGAGGAGGGUGUUCACCCUAAACCUGUUCUGGUGAAGAAAGCUCACCGUGAGAUCCUGGACCAUGAGAGGAAGAGGAGGGUGGAGCUGAAGUGUAUGGAGCUACAGGAGAUGAUGGAGGAGCAGGGAUAUACUGAGGAGGAGAUCAAACAGAAGGUUGAAACCUUUCGGCAGAUGCUGAUGGAGAAGGAGGGCGUGAUAAUGCGAGAAGGAUCGAACCCACGACCACCGGUCAGAAUAAUGUCUCACGAGGAUGAAGGUCAUGAUGAAAACAACGUGUGCGCUGAUGGCUAUGAAGAAGAUUACAACUGGGAUGGAGAAUAUUAUGACCAUAAUUCAGCUGCUCAUGACGACUACAGAUCCAAGAGAAAAUCCAGCAGUUCACGUUCCCCUCGACCAAAAAAGAGGAAGAAAAAGAAGACAAGAAGACACAGCCGAGCCGAGAGCUCAUCUCCGCCUCGCACAGACAAGAAGAAGAAAAGCAGCAAGAAACACAAAAGAGACAGAUCCACAUCUGGCAGCAGAAGAAAGAGGAGACACAGAUCUGGCAGCCCCAAAAUCAAACACAAGGAAAAGAACAAACAGAAGAGGUCAUCGCUGGAGUCUCCUGACAGAGUUGAUCAUCACAGAGGAAGCUGCUGUAGUUCUCGCAGUGGAUCCGUCUCAUCCACAGUCAGUGUCUCCAAAUCCCCCAGCAGAUCAGACGUGAAGUGCAGGAACGACAGACUCAAACAGGAAGGAUGUCACAGUCCGCCUCCGUCUCCCAGGACUGACCAGCCAAUCACGUGGCAGAACGGCAACCACAGCGUCCGUGUCCGCAACGGAAAAGAUUCUGCAGAGGGAGAUAAAGCCAACGAUAAACUUCGACCUCUGCCGUCAUCGCCCUCCAGCUCGCAGACGUUGGCGUCGUCUCAUCUGAGAGGUGCUAAGCAUCCCGUCGUUCUUCCCAAGAGUCCAGUCGAACCCGUGCCCCAGACGGCUCAAGACGCCUGCGGAGACGGCAAACCGCCGUCCGAAUCGUCGGGGAGACGCAGCGGACGGCCGAGAGUUCGAGAGAAGAUGAAUCACUCGCCGGCACACAGCAGCGACUCCCAACAUGAGCCGCACACUAAAACCAAGAAUGAAAAGAAGAGAAAAGGAUCUCAUUCAUCAAAGCGGCACCGUCGUGGAAGAGGUCAGAACCAUCACCGGACUUCUUCCAUGUCUCCGGGUCGACACAAGCGUACGUCCAAGAAGAAGAAGAGCAGAAGUCACGGGCGUCAGCGUGCCAGUUCAUGGAGCAGCGGUAGAUCUUCAUCACGAGAACGAGACCCCAGCAAAAGCAAAUCACCACAUAUGAGGCAAAACAACUCCAGAGAGCGAGACAGCCCUCAUCAUUCAGAUACAGAGAGAGCUCGCCGGCGAUCCCGCAGUUACUCUCCUAUCCGUAAGAGACGAAGGGACUCGCCCAGUUUCAUGGAAGCUCGCAGAAUCACCAGCGCACGAAAGCGGCCCAUCCCGUACUACCGACCGAGCCCAUCGUCCUCCAGUUCAGCGAGCAGCUACAGCAGUUCUAGUCGCAGUCGCAGCCGCAGUCGCAGUUACUGCAGCUACAGCAGUUACAGCAGUUACAGUCGCAGCCGCAGCAGGAGUCGAUCGAGCGCAGCUCGCAGUUACUGCAGUCAAAGCAGCUAUGAGAGCCCUGCAUUCUGACCGACAGGAUCUCUACGUUCCCCUUAUUGGACCUGUCAUGAAGAAAACACAGAAGGUUUUAUUCCCAUCACACAGAAAUCAUUCCUGACUCUUUAGAUGACCAGACUGUCCAAAAAUGUGGAAAAUUAUAAACUGAAAAGCUGGUAACCGGGAAUGAGGGCUUUGUUUUUUCCCUCAAAAAAUCAGAUUUGAAAAUAACACAGAUUUGGGUGCAUUGUGACAAAGCCUGAGAAACCACUUUAGGAAGGAAGUCAAAAGCAAAAUAUAUCUCACUGCUUGGGCCCAGAUUUAUACAGAUUAUAAAUAAUCAUCAUGUAAUGUCAAUCACAAGCUAAAGUUCAAGUGUUUAUAUUUAGAAAGCCUAAAGAACAAAGAUGAGAAAGCACUUUUUCUGAAACUCUUCCACAUUGCAAAAAUGACCAAAAGUUAAUUUAUCGUGAGACGCUACAGUUAAAAUGAAAUAAUGUGUGUCUUGUAAAGCGAGACUCAAUAGUGAGCUAAUAAAAAACAAGAACAAAAUAUUACAUUUGACAUUAUCUUGUGACACUCACUACAGAAAGAUAUUUCAUCCUGAAAUCAGCAGAAAUAUUAAAAAGAAAAUGACACCGUACAUAAAGAGAUUGAAGGUUAUUUCUGAGCACCAGAAUUAGAUUUGUUUGUACUGUGGUGGUAUUAUUGUCAUGACUGUCUUUAAUCAUGACAUAAUUUUCCAAACAGGCUUUGUUUUCUUUAUGCAAAAUAUAAUUCCUUCAUUUUUUCCUUUGAAUGUGACCUGGACAUUUGAACAGUUUUCAUCUUCUCAGUUUUUAAAAACUGAUCAGCUUUUUUUAAAAGUUGUAUUAUAAUGACCGUAUGUUUGAAUAUUUACGCUGCAAGUUUUGGCUGUAAACUAUGCACUGUAUAUUUCACGUUAUAUACUGGAUUACGCGAGGCUUUGUAUGUGGAAUCUUUGGCAUGAUGGAGAGAAAUCCCGUCCGACAUCAACUGCACUGAUCUGAGCGUCUCUUCUACUUUUCUUUUACUCUUGGGUCUGUUUGACAAAUCCAUAUCUGAUGCACAUAUAACACGAGUCCUUUUGGAGACGUGAUAUUUAUUAUUAUUAUUAUAUACAGUAUUCCACUUAUAUUUUGGCUGUGUGUAGUGCAUAUAAAUACAAUAAGAGCUUGUGUACAGUUAUCUGACAUCUCUGAUGUUUUUAAAUUAUUGUUUUUUAGUGUUAGUUGCACCUACCAUGAAACCAGGCUGCAAAAAUAAGCGCACACAUCUUUUUAUUAUAUUUAUUAUAUUUAUGUGUUAUUCUAUUUAUUCGGUUAUUUAUACUUGUGAUUGCUAUUUAUUGGAUAUUUAUUUAUGAUUACUUAAGUAUUUUUUAAGAGUUUCAUUUUGCAAAAUAUGUUCAGUACGAAAGAAGGAAAGCUAAAGAUGUAUAAGCACUUUUUUUGUUUUUGACAAACUCAUUUUAAAUCAGUAUGAAAUAUAAAUGAACCCUGUUUAUUGAAAUCUGUUUGUAAACGGUUUAUCAUUGCAUGUCAAAUAUCUAAUCUUCCAUCAGAAUGUAAUAAUCUGCUUCAACUUUAUUUUAUUUUAAAACUUUAAACCUCUCAACACUCGACUCCAUUUUGAUAUCUAUUGAAUAAAUUAAGCCGUCACUCAGAAACUCAAAGACUAAAUGCAGAAUUAUAAAAAAAUAUUUUGGGGUUCAUUUUUAUAUGCAGCUUGCUUUACGGGUUUUGCAUUUUUUUGCAAAGAUUUACCUGAAUUUGGUAUUGUAUUUAUUCUCUCAUUCAUUUGUCCUGGGGAGACUGUUUAUUAUAAUUAUUUAUUAUUGUUAUUUCUUGUUUUCCUGUGAGUUUUGGUAAGAGGUUUUAAAGGAACUAAAAGCAGGUGCAGUGUGGUUUCUAAUUUGCGAUGGAGAAACUGGCGUCCGUCUUCCGUUUUAAGCGUCUCCUCAGUGUUAUAAGAUUUUCUGUAAUAAUGUGAGUUAAAUGAGCUCUAAUGGCUGGAUUGUAUAAAGUCAGUAGAUUUAGUGUACGAGUCAUAAUGAAACGCGUAAUAAAACUAUCUACAAACGAAACUUCUCUUUCCCGAUC